Molecule: messenger RNA, 516 nt
Organism: Kalmanozyma brasiliensis GHG001
Lineage: Eukaryota; Fungi; Basidiomycota; Ustilaginomycetes; Ustilaginales
Product: Ubiquitin-conjugating enzyme, E2
Exons: 1
Coding region: 1-516 (171 amino acids)
Source: RefSeq, a predicted model, not a curated record
AUGGCGGCCACACCAUCGACAAAGCGUCUUCUCAAAGAAUACCAAUCCACAUCACGCGAGCUUGGCCUUUUACCCAACACCACUCGCUCCCCCUCCGCAAACCCAGACCUGCUCGAACUGCGACCCUACGAUUUGGAUGCGCAAGACCUCUCCGAAUGGACGGCUCUCCUUCGCGGCCCGCCCUCCUCCCCCUACACCGGCGGCAUCUUCACCCUCUCCAUCGCGAUCCCACCAGCAUAUCCCACCAAGCCACCAGUGAUCAAGUUCCAAACGCGCAUCUUUCACCCCAACGUCGCCUGGAAGGAUGGAGAGAUCUGUCUUGAUGUGCUCAAGGAGCAGUGGACGCCAGCAUGGACGUUGAGCUCCGCCUGCACUGCGAUUCUCGCCUUGCUAGACGCACCAGAACCCGAUUCGCCGCUGAAUGUCGAUGCUGCUACGAUGGUGCGGUGUGGCGAUGGGCGGGCGUAUAGGAGCAUGUGUAGGAUGUACACGCUGCUCUUUGCCCAACCCUCGUGA